AGGAUCAGUCGAAAAUCGUUGUCAAUCGAAGCUAUAACUAAAAUUAAGAAUUUUUCUCUUCCGAAAAUAUUAUUACGAACGAAAAAUAAUAAACAUAAUAAGUAUAAUUGUAAUUGUACUCGAGCAUAGAUCAUUUCGAUAGCGAAACCAAAAACACACACAUCAAAUAAAAUGCCUUCCUUCCAACCGAUCGAGGCCCCCAAGUGUCCGCGCUGCGGCAAGAGCGUCUAUGCCGCUGAGGAGCGUCUGGCCGGUGGCUAUGUAUUCCACAAGAACUGCUUUAAAUGCGGUAUGUGCAACAAAUCGCUGGACUCCACCAAUUGCACAGAGCACGAACGCGAGCUGUACUGCAAGACUUGCCAUGGCAGGAAAUUCGGGCCCAAGGGCUAUGGCUUCGGCACCGGUGCCGGCACUCUCUCCAUGGACAAUGGGUCACAGUUCCUGCGCGAAAACGGUGAUGUGCCGUCGGUGAGGAACGGUGCCCGCUUGGAGCCCCGUGCCAUUGCCCGUGCCCCGGAGGGUGAGGGUUGCCCCAGGUGCGGCGGUUAUGUGUAUGCCGCCGAACAGAUGUUGGCCCGUGGACGCAGCUGGCACAAGGAGUGCUUCAAGUGCGGCACCUGCAAGAAGGGUCUGGACUCGAUCCUGUGCUGCGAGGCCCCCGACAAGAACAUCUACUGCAAGGGCUGCUAUGCCAAGAAGUUCGGCCCGAAGGGCUAUGGCUAUGGCCAGGGCGGUGGUGCUUUGCAGUCCGACUGCUAUGCCCAUGAUGACGGAGCACCCCAGAUCCGUGCUGCCAUCGAUGUGGACAAGAUCCAGGCCCGUCCCGGCGAGGGUUGCCCUCGUUGCGGUGGCGUUGUCUACGCCGCCGAGCAGAAGCUGUCCAAGGGACGCGAGUGGCACAAGAAGUGCUUCAACUGCAAGGAUUGCCACAAGACGCUGGACUCGAUCAAUGCCAGCGAUGGCCCCGAUCGCGAUGUUUACUGCCGCACCUGCUAUGGCAAGAAGUGGGGUCCCCAUGGAUAUGGCUUUGCAUGCGGCUCCGGUUUCCUGCAGACUGACGGCCUGACCGAGGAUCAGAUCAGUGCCAACAGGCCCUUCUAUAACCCGGACACCACCUCGAUUAAGGCCCGCGAGGGUGAGGGUUGCCCCAGGUGCGGUGGAGCCGUAUUUGCCGCCGAGCAGCAGCUGUCCAAGGGCAAGGUGUGGCACAAGAAGUGCUACAACUGCGCUGAUUGCCACAGGCCGUUGGAUUCGGUCCUGGCCUGCGAUGGACCCGAUGGCAACAUCCACUGCCGCGCCUGCUACGGCAAGCUGUUCGGACCCAAGGGCUUUGGCUAUGGCCAUGCCCCCACUCUGGUGUCCACCAGUGGCGAGAGCACCAUCCAGUUCCCCGAUGGCCGUCCGCUGGCCGGACCCAAGACAUCAGGCGGAUGUCCCCGAUGCGGAUUCGCUGUCUUUGCCGCCGAGCAGAUGAUCAGCAAGACCCGGAUUUGGCACAAGAGAUGCUUCUACUGCUCGGACUGCCGGAAAUCGCUGGACUCGACGAAUCUGAACGAUGGCCCCGAUGGCGACAUCUACUGCCGGGCCUGCUAUGGCCGCAACUUUGGGCCCAAGGGUGUGGGCUACGGUCUGGGCGCGGGCGCUUUGACAACGUUCUAAACGAGUUUACUUAUAUUUACACCUAUAUUCGAACCCCACAUCCAUGUCUGUGAACCGUUCCGAUACUUCUGUCUAAUGACCUAUCUGUCUUAACACUAACUAUCCCAGAAAUUAGCUAACUUAGUCUUCGUUUGCUUCCAACGAUUUUUGAUCAACGAAAACCAUUUUUCUUUAGGUUAUGUGAGAAUAUAAGCUUAAUAUGAAACAAAAAAAAAAAAUAAAUAAAAAAAUUAAAACUUUCAUAUGAAAAAGUGAAACCAAAAGAACUUACGACUCAAAGCGAAAGCGAAACUAACCAUCGAACAACAAAGACUAACGAUCCUAACUACAUAAACGACAUCAAACACAA
This is a messenger RNA of Drosophila serrata, 2008 nucleotides long. It is a transcript of the gene Mlp84B, whose product is annotated as Muscle LIM protein at 84B. NCBI's taxonomy places the organism in Eukaryota, Metazoa, Arthropoda, Insecta, Diptera, Drosophilidae. The record is from RefSeq and is a predicted model, not a curated record. Gene Ontology annotation, cellular component: cytoplasm; nucleus; Z disc. Gene Ontology annotation, biological process: sarcomere organization; muscle tissue development. Gene Ontology annotation, molecular function: actinin binding; structural constituent of muscle.